AGUUUGAUUUUUAAGCGACAUAUUUUUAAAAAUUCUGGAGAAAUAAUUGAUUGAAAUAUUAAUUGAUUUAUAGCUCUUAUGCUUUCUCUGGCUCUUCCUAUGAUAUUGUCCACAUUUUGCCUAAUCAACGUGAUAUUCGAUUCGUUUUAUAUACGACCAUAUAUUCUUGUGUCUGUGAGAUUGCUUUAUUAGUAAAUGUGACAGUGUACUAAAUAAUAGAUUUGAAAAAUUUGUUCUAUUCAAAUGUAAUUUGAAGCAGGCAAUUUUUUAAAAUUUGUUCUUUCCUUACAUAUUUGUGUAGAAUGUAAUGGUUUAUGUAUUUGACUAGGAAUCAUAAUUAAAGCGUAAUUAUAUAUACUGGUGUUUCUAUACUUUACAGAUAGAGAUACAAGUUGCUCUACAAAUUUUACUAAUUUGUAAUUAUAAUGGUAUAUUGGCUACCAAAGAAACGUUUUAAAAAGAGUAGUAGCUUGCCAUGACUUGUAUACAGACAAAUAUAUUACAUUAACGAGGGAUUUGAAAAGGUACCUUAUGUUUGAUAGCUACUAACAAAUAUGCAGACAACUUAUCUACUAUUAGCUGCACUGUUACCUUUCGCCGUUCAUGAUAUUUGGUAUGCAAGAAUUAUUCAAGAUAUGUCAUAAAAGAAUUAAAAUAUUGGAAACUGUAAUAAACAUUUAAAGAUAAAUUUUUUACAUAUUUUAUAAAACAAAUAAACUAUUUCUUCUGUGUUGUACUUGAUUUGAUCAAUUUUCAAAUUACAAGCAUUAAAUAAUGUGCAAUAAUUAUUAUUUAAAUUGUAAAUAUAUGCAUCAAUCUCCUAUACAAUUAAUAAGAUACUUAUUUUGGAUCAUGAAAGUAUCAAUAAUCACAUAUCUUAUUAUAUUUGGGCUUCUGCCUAUUAUAUUUCACUACUCAUAUACCAUACAAAAGAAGAUUCUUUUUUUAAAUUUUGUGCAAUGGCCACUUAAUGUAGAUUUUUCGAAACCAGAAUUAGUUGGAAUGAAAGGAACAAGAAACUUUUAUUUACAGACUGAUCAACAAGUAAAAAUAGGACUAUGGCAAAUAUUACCUCAGUCUUUACUAAAUGAUUCAAUUAUUACAACUGAUGAUGAUUAUGAAACUAUGUUAAAAAAUGCUAAACGACCAAUUUUCCUUUAUAUGCAUGGUAAUAGCGGUAAUAGAGCAAGCAAUCAUCGUUUAGAAUUAUAUAAACUUUUCCAGAGUUUAGAUUAUCAUGUUGUAUGUUUUGAUUAUAGAGGUUAUGGUGAUAGUGAAGAAGCAGAACUUUCUGAAAUAGGUGUAGUUAGUGAUAGUAAAUAUGUACUUGAAUGGUUAUUAAAAAUAGUAAAUGGUACAGCUCCUGUUUUUGUAUGGGGACAUUCAUUAGGAACUGGAGUUUCAGUUCAUGUAUUGGCAUUAUUAGCAACAGAAAAAGUUCAGCCUGCAGGUUUAUUCUUGGAAUCACCAUUUAAUAAUAUAGCAGAUGAAUUAAGUGAACAUCCUUUAUCACAGAUAUUUAAACAUUUACCAUGGUUCCAUUGGGUGAUUGUUGAACCGUUUUAUGAUAAUUAUCUCCGUUUUGAAUCUGAUAAACACAUAGAAAAAAUCCAAUGUCCUAUUAUGAUAUUGCAUGCAGAAGAUGAUAAUAUUGUUCCAUUUGCUUUAGGUGAAAAGUUAUUUAAAGCGGCAAUAAAUUAUCAUGGAAACGACACAAAUCGCGUUCAGAUGACAAGGAUUGAUGCAACACAUGGUUUUGGACAUAAAUAUAUAUGUCGUUAUAAAAACUUACCUAAUAUAAUUAAAUCAUUUGUACACGAGGUACGUAAAAAUCAGACUGAUUAAAAUAUAUAUUAAAAUGUCAGCAUAUAUGUACCUUCAUAUAAGUAUUUUUUACACUAAAUAUUAGUAGAUGAUUAAUAUAAAAUAUAAUGAAAGAAUAUCUUUUAUGCUGCAAGUCAGAAUCAAUACUAUUUUACUGGAACAUGUAAAGUUUAUUUAUUGUAUAAUUGUAUUUUCUCUUUUAAAUGAA
Molecule: messenger RNA, 2032 nt
Organism: Bombus huntii
Lineage: Eukaryota; Metazoa; Arthropoda; Insecta; Hymenoptera; Apidae
Product: lysophosphatidylserine lipase ABHD12
Exons: 11
Coding region: 775-1845 (356 amino acids)
Biological process (GO): phosphatidylserine catabolic process; monoacylglycerol catabolic process
Cellular component (GO): endoplasmic reticulum membrane
Molecular function (GO): monoacylglycerol lipase activity; phosphatidylcholine lysophospholipase A1 activity
Source: RefSeq, a predicted model, not a curated record